Eupeodes corollae is the source of this 1287-nucleotide messenger RNA. RefSeq lists its product as uncharacterized. The record is from RefSeq and is a predicted model, not a curated record. The coding region runs from base 1 to 1287 and encodes 428 amino acids. Lineage: Eukaryota; Metazoa; Arthropoda; Insecta; Diptera; Syrphidae. The transcript is spliced from 2 exons.
AUGGAUUGGUUUCAAAAACUGGAAUUCGGCAUACAAAUGCCAAAGAACAUGAACGAGUGCAGUUCUUCAACCCCUCAAUGUUUCAAAGUAGACCAAAAAUCUCUUAAGGCAGAUCUCGAAGCUCUUAAAAUUAAAUUUCAGUCCACAUUCUCAUCCGAACUAGGACUCUGUUCCACGUAUAAGGCUAACAUAGUAUUAAAACCAAAUGCUCAACCAAAGUUUUACAAACCCUACAAUCUACCAUUCGCACUUUAUGAAGACGUCCGCACUGAAAUUAACCGAUUAGUAUCCCAGAAUAUCCUCAAGCCAGUGAACUCGAGUGAAUGGGCCGCACCAAUUGUGGUAGUAAAAAAACAGAAUGGCAAGAUAAGAAUUUGUGCUGAUUUUAAAGUCACUGUAAAUCCACAAAUUGAAAUUGAUCGAUAUCCGAUACCACGAAUCGAGGAGUUGUUUCACAAACUAAGCGGUGGCCAGUUAUUCACUAAAAUUGAUCUGAGUGACGCUUAUCUUCAGAUAGAACUCACAGAGUCUUCAAAAAAGCUGAUGGUUAUAAACACUCCUUUUGGCCUUUUCCAAUUUGAACGAUUGCCAUUCGGAAUUGCGAGUGCACCUGGCAUCUUUCAAAGAAUCAUGGAAGGUGUAGUAGCUGGUAUACCUGGAUGCGCAGUAUACCUCGAUGAUGUCAUUGUCACUGGUAAGAAUAAUGAAGAACACCGAAAUAAUGUCGAAACACUCUUAAACAGGCUCGCCGCACAUAACCUCAAAUGUAGACAAGAAAAGUGUCACCUUGCGCAAGACAAAUUAGAGUAUGUAGGCCACGAAAUCGAUGCAAAAGCCUCAGCCUUGAAUCAACUUAGACGACACGACAAGAAAUUCGUGUGGGGAACAGAACAAAGUACAGCUUUUAAUUUAUUGAAGAACGAUAUCAUCAAUGCGGUUCAAUUAAUUCACUUCGACGAAAAUGUUCCUCUCGUGUUAGCAACUGAUGCGUCAAAAACGGGAAUUGGAGCUGUUCUUUCACACCGCUAUCCAGACGGCACAGAAAAGCCAAUUUCUUUCGCAUCGAAAACCUUGAACGAGCAUCAGGCAAAAUACUCUCAAAUUGAAAGAGAAGCCUUAUCAAUUAUCUUCGGCGUUACGAGAUACCAUCAGUACCUCUAUGGCAGACAGUUCAUUUUGCUCACACGAUCAUCAAGCACUUGUCACUCUUUUCCACCCAUCAAAAAAACUACCGGUUAUGACUCUUCAUCGGCUUCAACGUUGGGCAAUUAUUCUCCAGGCCUAUAG